AUGAUCAACAAACCGAUAAUGACGAUAUCUGCGACUAUAGAUCCCAGCGGACUUCCAAAAGAGGGCGAAGUACACGCAAACGAAUGGUACAACCAGGAUUUUGACGGCUAUCGAAUUUCAGAGCAGCCGUUACACGAGAAGCGGCCGGUUCGAAUCAUAUGCGUUGGUGCGGGCGCAUCAGGCUUGCAGGUGGCUUACAAGGCCGAACGAGCACUAGACAACUAUGAACUUCAAAUAUACGACAAGAACAGUGAUGUGGGCGGCACCUGGCUAGAGAAUGUCUAUCCUGGAUGUACUUGCGACAUCCCAUCACACAGCUACCAAUUCCCUUGGGCGAAGAAUCCGAAUUGGUCCGCGUAUUACUCGUCCUCCAAGGAGAUCUGGCAGUACUUCAAGGACAUCUCAAUAGAGUAUGGACUUGACAAAUACAUAAAACUACGAACAACCGUCAAAGAAGCGAUAUGGAACGAGGAGAAGGGUCAGUACCAAGUGAAGCUGGUAGAUGCCGACGGCAAAGAUUUCGAGGACUGGUGCGAUGUGCUUUUGAACGGUACAGGAGUCUUGAACUCAUGGAAGUGGCCCAGUAUCCCUGGCAUCGAUGUCUUCAAGGGCAAGCUGAUGCACUCGGCUGCCUGGGAUACCAGCUAUGAUCUGACAGACAAGACUGUGGCUGUCAUCGGCGGUGGCUCGUCCGCAGUCCAGAUCAUCCCAGCUAUCCAGCCCAAGGUCAAGCAGCUGAUCGCGUAUUUGCGGUCGCCAGUCUGGGUUACGACUGGUUUUGGGGCCAAGCACGCUGGUCCUGGUGGCACGAACUUCGAAUACAGCCAGGAGCAAAUCCAAAAGUGGAAAGCGAACCCAGAAGAGUACGAGAAAUACUCGAGAGAAGUUGAGGGUGAACUCAACAAGCGAUUCACCUUGAUGCACACCAACGGUAAGGACCAAGCGGCGUCGCGGAAGCUCAUCGCAGACCUGAUGUCGGAGCGUCUCAACAACAAAGCACUCGAGAAGCAUCUGGUCCCCAACUUUGCGCUAGGAUGCCGUCGCAUGACGCCUGGCAGUCGGUACCUCGAGUCCUUGUCAGAUCCAAAUGUAAAGACCGUCCACACAGGUGUCACAAAGCUGACGGAAAACUCGGUCAUCGACGAACAUGGAGGCGAGCACCAAGUCGAUGUGGUGAUCUGUGCAACAGGAUUCGAGACGUCCUUCAAGCCGCAUUUCAAAUUGACCGGCCGUAACAAUGCGGUCAUACAAGAUCAGUUUGGCGACUUUCCGCAAGCAUACCUUAGUGUGACUGUGCCCAACUUUCCUAAUUUCUUCAUGUUCCAAGGCCCCAAUGGGCCAGCGUCACACAGCUCGAUCCUGCCCAUAAUGACAUGGUACUGCCGUUAUACUUUCCAGAUGAUCGAGAAGAUGCAGCGAGAAAAUAUCAAAGCGUUCGAGCCGAAGCAGCGCUGUGUCAAGGACCUAGCUAACCAUACCCACGAGCUAAUGAAGCGAUUGGUUUGGUCAUCUCCUUGCCGGUCGUGGUUCAAGAACGGCAAAACACACGGUCCCGUCACGGCGAUUUACCCCGGCAGCAGAUUGCACUUCUUUGAGAUGUUGAAGGAUGUACGAUGGGAAGACUACGAGCUCGACUACCGGACAUCCAACAUAUACCAGUUCAUGGGCAAUGGCUACACAGCCGAAGAGAUAAAUCCGGACGGAGAUCCUGUCUGGUACUUUGACGACGAGUUCUUGAAGCUGUAG
Cyphellophora attinorum is the source of this 1746-nucleotide messenger RNA. Its product is annotated as putative sterigmatocystin biosynthesis monooxygenase stcW. NCBI's taxonomy places the organism in Eukaryota, Fungi, Ascomycota, Eurotiomycetes, Chaetothyriales, Cyphellophoraceae. Gene Ontology annotation, molecular function: flavin adenine dinucleotide binding; N,N-dimethylaniline monooxygenase activity; NADP binding. The record is from RefSeq and is a predicted model, not a curated record. Bases 1 to 1746 code for a protein of 581 amino acids. The transcript has 3 exons.